ACUGCCUUGCAAUGCUACGGCAGGUAUGAACGUGUUUAGUGUGGAAGUGACUGUCUGCUGUCUAAUGUCGUUGCACGGUUGCGGAUUGGAUAGUUUUUCUCCGUUUUCGAGACGUCGUGUUUGUCGCGGUCGGUUGUUUUGUCUGCGUUGACGGUGUGUACCGAUCAGUUUUAUUCAUUUGUAUGUUGCUGUAUAAUAAACAAUUGGAAUUUGGAUAGUUAUUUUCGGCACGUCGUUAGUCGUUGUCGGUUGCUUUGACUUGCUUGACGUCGUACUGAUCAGUUUUAUUUAUUCGUUAUAUGUUGCUGUAUAAUAAUUAAUAAACUUGAAUAGGUAACGUGUCAUUGUAAGAGAUGAGUCCUAAACAACCGGUAAAGGGUUGCAAACGGCAGCGAUGUGAGCAAUCGGUCGUUCCGGCUCAAUUUUAAAUCAAUAAUGCACUAUCCCGGGACCUAUACUUGACGGUUAAACUUUCUUUUUGAACCUACAUGCAUUUUUGUGCCAGCUGCUCAACAAUCACGCUUACUUUACUCCCCAAAUAAAAAACAUACGAGGUUCUUAUAGAUAAAGAAACUGCGCUCUGGCUGUAAAUGAAAUCGCAAAUAAGAAACAAUAUGCUAGAAUGGAUGAUGAAAAAAUUAAAAUGAAAUUGAAAUUUUUACCUUACAAUUAUCAAAGAAUGUGUACAAAAAAUCAACUGGGUACAAAUGUAAAGAAUCACCUAAAAGCGUGCACUGAAGAUGCUCGUAAUACACUCCUAAAACAAAUCUACAACGAUUGCAUUCGUUUAUCGAAUGGAUCGAUAGAUGAUACCGAUAAAAUGUACAACCAAUUGAUGUGCAGCGAGCCGAUGGUUUCAUUAAAUCGUGAACAAAUUGAGAAGUCUGUGACAGUUACAGUUAAGAAAAGGAAAUUAGAAAAAAAAGAGAUUAGAAAAAUGAAAAAUAAAAAACAUUUAUUUUCAUUAUUGGAAAGCUUAUUUGGUCCUGAACAUUUAUAUGCCGACGAAGGACUAUUAAAUGUUUAUGAUAAUUGUCUAUUAUCUAUGAAGCUUACGAGCGAAGACAAGAAUAAACGUUCGUCUUUAAGUAACCGUUCUUCUACUCCACUGGAAUCAUUGGAUCCAUAUAAUAAUACAUUAGAUCUUCUUUCUGAUCUACAAAAUGACCCAACAGAUGACGAAGGUGAACCUCGUACUUUGCAAAUAAACAAAGAAGAAAAGGUACAUCGUGAACGUAAACCAUCCAAGAAAAAGCGAAUUUCAACAGGUACAACGUUUAAGUCAAGCUCGGAACAAGCCAAAAGUACAUUGGUAAACGUUAAAAAAUCAAAGUCGCCAGAAGUAAUAGUUACCAAAAAAAAAAGUAAUUACAAUAGCAAAAUUAACGAGAGUACAAACGAAAAAAAGCCACAAAUGUUUUCCCGAGUAAUAACUAGUGUGGUAAAUCUAAAAAAGUGCCACAAACAAACUUUCAUUCAGUUCAAUUUAAAACGAGAAGUGAAAGAAGAGAAAAGGGGAGACUCUUCUAAAAUACCUUCUAUUUGCCUGACACGAACCGAAGGCAAUACCUAUAGUAUUAAGCCGCACACUGCGCUUCCGGAAACUGAAAGCAAUAUUGGGAAAAACGUAGCUUCCCCGGAUUCCGGAAUAAGCGUUUCAGAAGACGGCCCAAUGCAAUAUAAUACUAUAUAUCCUCAGGAUAUGGAAAAACUGAACGAGAUGGAAGUGGUCGUAAACAGCAAUUUUGUACUCAAGACCGAAUCGUUAAUUAACGUUUUGGCUGGCCUAUUACAAGAAGAAGUCGUAUUAUACAAUUAUGGAUUUGUACCUCACCCGUGUAGUGGUGCCACUAAAAACCCAUCAACGACUUGGGAAACUUCGAAAUCGAAAUCAGUUUGUAAAUUAAUCGCAAAACUUAUUGAUGAAUUUAAUCGCAAAAAAUACAACAUGAUAUAUUUGUCCAGUUGCCUUGUACGGAUUUUCCACAAAAUAAUACAAGACCAGGAUAUUAAAUUUCAUAUUAUCAGAGACAGAUUCAAAAUGUUCUGUAGAGUUAUUACCAAAUUCGUAAAGUCCAUAAACAAACCGUUUGCCAAGAGAUGGCUCAAAGAUAAACACUAUAUCAUUUUUUUGGAAAUAUGUGAUUAUAUAAUUUUGGAUGAAAAAAGUAUGAUUUCGCAGUUGCGUUUUCAAGAAGAAAAUUGUAAAAUAACUCACUACAUAAAUUUGGCAUUUAAAUAUUUUGAAAAUGCCAGCGUCGGUUGUUACGACGUUGAUGUUUCAUCGAUUAAUGUUGUGCAAGAUUGUUUAUCUCCGAGUGACGAAGAUUCCUCGUGUAUGGAUGAUAAAAAACCGGCAUUGCCUGUAAUAUCAGUGCGACCUGAGUUUGGAAUUAGUAAUUUUGCCGUGGAAAAUUAUAACGUACUGAGUUCCGUGCUACAUCUUUUACCUCAAGUCAAUUCUGCCCAACCGGUUGACAAUAAGCAACCAGCUACUACGACCUAUUCCCGUUGUAUGGAAUUCACAACGUGCAAAAAAAUUUCUGAAUGGACUUGCAUGUGCGAAAAAGCCACGUAUUGCAGCCAGAAAUGCCAAGCUAACCAUUGGCCUAUUCAUAAGAACGAAUGUUCGUUACGAACGACCAUUACAUAACUCGACGACCAUUUUAUUGGCUUCUUGAAGACAUCUUAAAGACGUGUAAGUUACAGAUCAUUCCCAAAAUCUGUUCACAUUUUGUUAUUAUUUUUACAAUCGAUGCGUACCAAUCGUAUUUCUGUUAAAAUGCAUUUUUUUUUUUAAAUAUUUGUUAUGUUUACAAAGUUUUAAAUUUAUUUAAUUUAUUAUAAUGGAGUAGUACGAAAUUGCCAAGCUAGUGCUACAUUAUAUUGUGUAUAUAUUUUUGCAGGCAAAUUAAAUUUUCACAUUAGAUACAAUUCUAACUCUCAGUACUAGUUGUUUACAUGGAGAUAUUUUUUAUUUAUUUCGAAAAAAGUAAGAGGGAGUACUGAGAAAGAAUACAGUUUUUUUGGGCGUGAUGACUAAUUAACGUAAAAGCAAUAUUUUUAAGUAACCCGUUACUUAAGUAUCGUUUUCUAAGAAAUCUGCAAAUAAAAAGUAUAAAAUAAGAGUAUGUCUUGUAUACAACUCGUCUUGUAUAACACUUACAUUGUAACUUACUCGUCAAACUCGACAUAACGUCAUUUUUCAUAGAAAACACGAACUGUUCUAUACAAUUAUUUUAUUAUUGAGUACAUUCGGUUUAAUCGUUUUGGUUUUAGUUCUAAAAAAAUUACGAUUUUUCAAAUGACGUUAUAACUUGUUUUGUUGGACCUAUUGAAACUAAUGGUUAUCUAUCAACCUUAAAUUACUUGUUACGAAUCCCUGAAUAACUUCACAUUCAAAAGUUGUUCUUAUGCGAUGCUUUUUAUUUUAUUUCCGUACAUCGUACAUCAGAUGAUAGGUUAUUUCAAGGUUACAUUUUUAAUCAAGUAUAGUUUUAAAAAAAUUUGGUUUUGGGAUAUUUAGUUAGCAUAGUUAGCAUAGCAAGUUAUAUUUAUAGCAUUUUGGUAUAUUUUGUCAAUUUAUAAUAUAUUAUCAUUAUGUUUAUGUUUUAUUAGUUAUGUUAUUUUAUUUUAUUCAAAAAUUAUUUUAAAUAUAAAGUAUAAAAUAAUAUAUAAUUUUAUUCUAAA
This is a messenger RNA of Adelges cooleyi (spruce gall adelgid), 3690 nucleotides long. RefSeq lists its product as uncharacterized. The transcript has 8 exons. The record is from RefSeq and is a predicted model, not a curated record. Bases 623 to 2653 code for a protein of 676 amino acids. Lineage: Eukaryota; Metazoa; Arthropoda; Insecta; Hemiptera; Adelgidae.